This is a messenger RNA of Xyrauchen texanus (razorback sucker), 3732 nucleotides long. RefSeq names its product E2F transcription factor 1 (gene e2f1). Gene Ontology annotation, biological process: G1/S transition of mitotic cell cycle; regulation of transcription by RNA polymerase II. Bases 888 to 2177 code for a protein of 429 amino acids. The record is from RefSeq and is a predicted model, not a curated record. Gene Ontology annotation, molecular function: protein dimerization activity; DNA-binding transcription factor activity, RNA polymerase II-specific; RNA polymerase II cis-regulatory region sequence-specific DNA binding. The transcript has 7 exons. Gene Ontology annotation, cellular component: Rb-E2F complex. Lineage: Eukaryota; Metazoa; Chordata; Actinopteri; Cypriniformes; Catostomidae.
GGCCGCACCGGUGCGCGGGGACAGUUGGACCACAUUUCUCCUUUGCUGUCAAUGGAUUUAUGCAUUUAAAAUACAAGAAUUUAAUAUUAUUUAACGUUAAAAGCAAAACUUUGGAGAUGGAGUGAUUAAAAAAGACAAACCCGGAGGAGAUUUUGGAUUUAUGUGUCCGAUGAAAAGAGAAACUGGACUUUGGCUUUGUUCUGCAUUCGGUUCGGAUUAAAUGUUUAUAUUUUCACUGUCUAAAAAGAUUUUUAACCUAUACAAUUACGCAUUUAUAGCAAGUUUAGUAAUAGUAAUUUAAGAUAUACAUCUAAGAAACUUUGUUUGAAAAAAUACCACAACAACAUCAAUAACAUAGCAAUUGUUCCGAAUUGUAAUUUUAUUUGUUUUGAUGCACUUUAAAGAUUACAAUUGCUUUGCAAUCUGUGUAUAUUCAGAUAUUUAUUAUGCACCGUACAUUUUGUGCUUCUCAGCCAUUUUCAAUAGCACUUCCCUAAACAAAGGACUCAAUUCAAAAUGUAUUAUGCGUGUGCUUAUAAUGCAUCUUGUAGGUUUAUAAAAAGCAUGCAUGGUAUAACUGUUUAAUGCAAAGUGUCAUUGUAAAGUUGAUAGUUUUGUUACACAAACUGUUGACCUAGAUAUUGGUUUUGUUUUGGCUCAGAGGCUCGAGGCCUGUUUUUAAAAUGCUAUUCAUGCAUUCUGAGUCUACCUUAAUGAAACCCGGCAGAAGAUGGCUGAUACAACCAUACAAACUCCAGUCCUCACUAUUUUAUGUGCAAUUUGACUCACCUCUUCUGGCAAGCAUUCAUUAGUUCCCAUGUACUAAGCCUUAAAGGUUGAAGAUAACCCCAGAGAGCCCAAGUAAACCCUGCUGUUUUAACCCAGAUAUGUCUGAGAGUUAUAUAUCGGGUCAGACCUCGGAGGACCUCUUGGUUGAUUUUGAGUCUUUGUUGAAUAAUGGCAGUAUUGAUCUCAGUGAGGAUCAUCAAAUUGUCAUCAUCUCUACUCCCAACACGGCCACGACCAGCACUGCAGUGGGGGACCUACUGCUGUUUGCCACCCCACACAAUACCACCAGCACCACCACAAAUCUGCCCGACCUCAGGAGACCCACCCUGGGCAGACCUCCGGUAAAGAGAAAGUUAGAUUUGGACAGUGAUCACCAGUACAUUUGCACGUUCCGACCCACUUCACAUGGACCAGCACCUCCGGCCACGCCCGCACCACCCAGAGUGCCUAAAUUGGCUACGGAGAAAUCUCGCUAUGACACGUCUCUGAAUCUGACCACCAAACGCUUCCUGGACCUGCUCGCUCAGUCACCGGACGGUGUGGUUGACCUGAACUGGGCCUCUCAGGUACUGGACGUCCAGAAACGACGCAUUUACGACAUCACCAACGUCCUGGAGGGUAUUCACCUGAUCUCCAAGAAGUCCAAGAACAACAUUCAGUGGCUGGGUAAUCGUAUAGACGGAGCAUCUCUGGCGAAAUUUCAGAAGCUGCAGCAUGAGUUAUCUGAACUGACGGAGGCGGAAGAAAAACUUGAUGAGCUCAUUAACAAAUCCAGCCUACAACUACGGCUCCUCACAGAGGACACACAUAACAAGAAGUUAAGCUACAUCAGAUGUCAAGAUCUGCGUAACACCGUGGAUCCUCCAGAUCAGAUCGUCAUGGUGAUCAGAGCUCCACCAGAAACACAGAUGCAGGUGUCUGAACCCAGUGAGGGUUACCAGAUCUCUCUAAAAAGCUCCAGAGGUCCGAUCGAUGUGUUUCUGUGUCCAGAGGACAGUUCUGGGGUUUGUAGUCCUGUCACUGAUUGUAGUCCUGCUAAAUCGUCCAGUCUGACCCCAUCUCAGCCUGACACUGCCUCACAGGAAGUGACAUCAUCUACGCUCCCUAGCUCCUCCCCUCUGCCUCUGGGUACUAACUCAGACUCGUUUCUGGACUCUGAUCCUUUUUCUGGCAUUUGUGAGAUGCCGGAUUUCGACUUGUCUCCGUUGGACUCUGACUUCCUGCUUGAGCGGGGCGGGGUGGUGGAAGGGCUCGGUCUCCCAUUGGACAGUUUCAUCUGCCUCUCACCCCCACACAACCAGGACUAUCACUUCGGUCUGGAGGAGCACGAGGGCAUCAGCGAGCUGUUCGACUGCGAUUUUAGCGACCUCGGUCCUCUGGAGUUUUGAGGGACCGAUUAAAGUGUCGAUUUCCCCUUUUGCUCUCGAUUCUCAGUGUGAACGGGACACAGAUUCCACAGCGCUUCACUUUUCAAUCCAGAUUCAUCCAUCUGGCUCUAGUCGCAGCACACGCCAUUUAAUUUAUUUAAACAAAUAUUAAGUCACCUACAAUCUCUUUUUUUCAUUGUAUUUUUUGGUUUGAAUUUGCUGUAUUUUAAUGUUGUCGCGAAGGUUUUUAGGAUGUCGUAAACGUCCCGAUGAGAGGUUUGAAUAUAAACUGACGAGGUUUUAUGGAAUAUAUCUCAGGAGUAUCUUAGAGUAUUUCGGGUGAGUGAUAAUGUGCUAGUUGUUUAGGUUGUGGUUAUGUUGCAUAGGUUGGUUAUGCAUGCCGCACGAUAAUCGAUCGUUUUUAUGACGACAGAGAAUUUGUAGCUUGUUUUAGAAAGUACAGGCGAAAACAAAAGCCAGGAUCCAGGACUAAAUGGAAGUGGACCAUCAAACGAAUCAUUCUGUUUCUAAUCACACAUUCAUCAUGCCACAGACGUUCUGAGUCUUUUUAAGCAUUUAAAGUGUGGAUUUGUUUGAUUUUUAUUACAGGGAUUGUUCUGUAUUCAUAUCUGCUCCUGGUACAGAUACAUGCCCAGUUAUUAUGUUCCCAUAAUUCUCUGUUUUGUCGUGUAUUUUGUGUCGUAUUGCCUGCGCAUGGGUGUAAAUAGUCCCAUACUUUCCUGACUCUUAAUAUUAAUCUUGAUAUUUCCAAAAAGCACUAUAUAUUUUUUUUUCUUUAUUCCUUUGGUCUUUUUCUGGAGUCCGAAUAUAGAAACAUAAUAUCUUGGAUGAAACUUGAUGGCGUUAGUUAAAUGUGCAACAUUUAAUUUGUGGCCUUGAUAUUGGGUUUUUGGGAAGGCUUCGUCAGAGGACGUAUGAAAUAUAGAGUCAUGUUGGGUUCGAAUGAUAUGAUGUCUCUUGUUGUGAGAUAUUUAAAUGCAAUUUGGUUGCAUAUAUACAGUAGAAUAGAUAUAAAGGACCCUGAGGUUCACGAGGACACUGUUAUAUAAAUUCUUCACUUUAUUUAAAUGUAUAUUUUAAUGCAGAGUUUUGCCUUAUUCUGUUUUCCAAAGGCAGCUUUUUGUUCUUUGGUUCUGAAUGUGUUGGGACGAAAUUUAAAUCAUAAAUCUGUGUCAUGGAUUGUACAAGUGUUGUGUAAUCUGAUGUUCAUAAGGAGGUUAAGUUGCUUAUAUAUCGUGUUUUAUUGAUUUCGUUCUUUUGGUAAGGUUGAGUUGUCUGGGACAAUUCUUACGACAGAAUCAAGCGCUUUGUUUUAGGGAGUGUGACUAGUGUUUCAAUGCAUCUAAAUGUAUAAUGCCAAUAUUUUUGUGAGAUGGAUUUUCUCUGAAGAAUUGACUUUAUAAACCACUUAAAAAGUGGACUAAAGCUAAAGAAUGUGUAUGCUUUUCAAAUUAAAGGUGCUGCCUGUAAGUGAUUGGUGAUGGUCCUAUUCCCUGAAAGAUUACUGAAAUAAGUGUUGUAAGAUAUUUACCUGUCUCUGUCACAGCUCUAAACU